Molecule: messenger RNA, 912 nt
Organism: Macroventuria anomochaeta
Lineage: Eukaryota; Fungi; Ascomycota; Dothideomycetes; Pleosporales; Didymellaceae
Exons: 1
Source: RefSeq, a predicted model, not a curated record
UUGUCGGCCAUGGAUCAAGAGGGCUCCACGCCAGCUCAACUAGAUCAACUCUUCGAUAUUGCUGGCAACGAUCAAGUUGUCUACCACCAGAACAACAACAAAGCACCAGGGGGCCUUGAUCACAAGUCUGAUAUCCCAUUUUACUACAGACCACCGGAGUCCGCAACCCCUUCGCCAGCUCCAACGCCUAACUUUUCUGACUACAACUUCGGUCAGCAAUCCAGUGGAUAUCCUACCCCGGGCCCCAACACCGCCCACUCAUACCCCAUUGAACAGCAACAAUGCUUCCAUCCUAACCAAGCUGUUCCCCUGGAAUUUCGCCAGCGCCCUCAGCCUGUCCGCUCGCCCACAACCACUUUGUUCCUCCAACCUUCUCAACCACCGCCUGGGUACGCGCGCCGUCGCUCCUUCGGCCAAGGCGAUGGCGAUCACAUCGCUGCAAUCAACGUCCAAGUCCCAAACCCGACAUUUAUGCGUAUGCAAGCUCCACGCUCCCGUUCCGCUAUACCAAGCAAACAUUCGCACAAGCGUCGCGCCGGCCGGCAUAGUGGAAGCACAGGCCAAGAGUCCACCAGCAGAGGUAGUCAUACACGAGGCAAUGUCCCUACCAGCGUGCCAUACUACGUCAACGGCAUGGUGCCUACACAUAUAGGAACCCCUUUAUCACCCGAUAGAUAUGCUGGAGGGCAUGCUGGGAGUGAGGUGGUGAUCCGACACAUGGUGGGGCCGGUGCAGAUGGAGCGCAGCCAGAAGGUUAUUGAGAUUGGAGCGCUGGCGGUGAGGACUUCGCUGGAUACGGCGUUGAUGAAGAAGCUGGAAGACGUGGAGCGGUACCUCAAGGAUGGAGAUGGAGAUCGUGAGGAGGCACUAAAAGGUUGGAAGACUAUCAGGGAAGUACUAAUGAGGAGAGUG